Molecule: messenger RNA, 2487 nt
Organism: Varroa destructor (honeybee mite)
Lineage: Eukaryota; Metazoa; Arthropoda; Arachnida; Mesostigmata; Varroidae
Product: dehydrogenase/reductase SDR family member 7-like
Molecular function (GO): oxidoreductase activity
Source: RefSeq, a predicted model, not a curated record
AAAGGAAGUUAAUGUUACCAGCUGCAAAACCACAACAGCAGCACAAAAUUAACUUGUAGCAAAACGUGUUAGUUUAAUUUGUUUAUUUUAUUUGACUGAUUAUAUUCACAAACCUGACACGUGACAGGACAACGGUGCUCUUAUUGGUGAAUUUGUUUGACGAAACGUUGCUGCUAUCCCAAAUACACCAAUCACCAAAAAACCCCGGUUGUGAUAGCUGAAAAGCUUCUACUAUGUUUGACGCCCUUCUGCCGCGUUGUGUUGACUACGAAUUGCGCCAAGCGUUGCUGUGCAUAAUUAAUUGCCAAUAGUUCUACAGGCCUCGGUCCACUGACACAAAAGCAAGCGUCAACAAUAUUGGUUUGGAGCGCCACUAAUCUAAAAUGCUACUGUGUAUUGGAGCGGCCUGCGCCGUAACGCUUGGCCUUUGGACUUGGAUAGGAGACGCAGAUUUUUCGACGUUAAUUUCGCAUGUUUUUUUCCGCAGCCGAUGGGAAAAAUAUCGAGGACGAGUCAUUUGGAUAACAGGUGCAUCUUCAGGUAUAGGCGAACAGCUGGCGUACAUUUUCGCUCGUCUUGACUGCAAACUUAUCCUCUCGGGGACGCGCCAAGCUGAACUUGAACGAGUGAGAAAUCGCUGCGAAACAAUUUCGGAGAAAUGCGAAGUUCUUAUAGUGCAAGGCAAUAUUGCGGACAUAGAACUGCACUCGAAAUGGGUCAAGACAGUGCUGGACAAGUUCGGGAUGAUCGAUGUUCUCGUCAAUAAUGCCGGUCGAUCGCAGCGUGCCAGGUUCGUCGAAAUCUCGAUGGAGAUCGACAAGGAGCUAUUUUCCAUCAACGUUUUUGGCAUGAUCUCAUUAACACGCGAGGUCGUCAAAUUUUGGAUAGAAAAGAAAAAGUGCAACGGCCAAAUCUUAGUGACUUCCUCCACUGCCGGCAAAAUAGGAGCCCCGUUUUCAGCGACGUACACUGCCAGCAAGCAUGCUUUGCACGGAUACUUUGAAGCAUUGAGGUCAGAGAUGCAAGCUAUCGAGCAACCCAUAAAUAUUACGAUCGCGUGCCCAGGACCUGUUCGAUCAAAUAUUCGUGUCACAGCAUACACCGAAAAGAUUGGCGUACAGUACAACAUGCCGGAUACGGCCGAUCAACGUCUAAUGGAGACAGCGCGCUGUGCACGCCUCAUGGUGUCCGGUCUUGCAAGUGGACUCGACGAGCUGUGGAUCUCUAAUCAGCCAAUUCUUAUCUCGUACUAUCUUGCUCAGUAUAUGCCAUCAGUAUUCCAUCACUAUUUAGUGCCCUUAUUGAUGAAGCCGAGUAUAAUGGAGAUGCGAGAUGGCAGGUAGCAUGUCAGUGAAGGUCUAACGAGGUCUCCAUUGUCCGGUGUUGACUUGGGCCGUAACAGCUUUGUUAACCGUAAUAGUCAACUAUCCUGAUGCGUAGCCACGUGGAGGAAAGCUAGUUAGAGCAUUGGCAGUGUUGCUCAUAGAUGCGCCUAAGAUAGCGUGUUAGCAUCAAUUAGAGGAGAUUCCGAGCAUAAUGUACUCAUCAGCGAGGUUUUUAAAAGCUUUUUAUCUAUGUUUAAAAUUAACUGACUAUGGUUAGAAGCUGUGAAAGAAUUUAUUUAUGCCACUUUCUAAACAUAUAAUGUAAUUAUAUGUUCGGUAUACUCGGACCGUAACUUAAUUCGAGAUGGGAUGCAAAAAUCCCAGACCACAUGAUGUCGGGUGUUCAAAGGUAACCUUGUAGGUAUUUAUUUACUAUUUAUGGAAGAAGUUAUGGUUAAACUCUUGUUGUAUUGAUUUCGUUUUAGGACAAGCAAUGAAUAAUUGCGUAACUGGCUGAUUUUCCUUUUCCUUUUAAUGUCAAUGACGGAAUGACUGGCGAGAGCUGAAUCUGCCGUUAACACAAGAGCUCUGAGCAAAUGGAUUAGCAAUUAUUGUCUGUUGGUGAAGAUUAUUUUAUAUGACCCUUGAUGUUAGUCUUCUAUUUAUCUAUCUAUAAAUAUAUAUUAAUGGUACAAUAAAUGUUGCAGGAGUUUGUCUGGAAUAUUUAAAUUGGUAUGAACCUACUAAUGACGCGUUCCAUUUUUAUUACCACUAAUUCUGUGUUCCUACUACCAGACAUAGGUGUCGCUUAUUAGUUGAUAAAAAAAAAAUGGUACAACACAAUUGUUCUAUUAUUAUUAUUAUUAGGCAUGUAGAUAUCACAGCUCGAAUUUUUAUCCCAACUACUAGUUUUCAUACAGAUGCAAAUCUACAGUGCUUCACUGCCUUGUGUGUCGUUCUCAGCGUGGUUAUUCUGUGCAUCGUUUCAAUUUUUCAUUUAAGCCUGGGAUCUUUGACAGGAUGAGAUUGCUGAUCUUAAAACUGCUUAGGUCAUCCUUCUUGUGUCUGUAUGCAUUUAUCUAUAUUCACGAACUUUGUAUAAAUAUAUUUUUAUGAACAUCUACUUUGCUACACGUAUUAUGUAGUAAACUGAUUUGUUCAU